AUGGGUGUUCGUCGUGAUAUGAAUGCCAAGGGCCGAGAAGUUAUCGAUACCAUCAAACCAUUCUUCAAGCCAGUCGCACAGAGAGUGAUAAACAAAACUCAAAGAGCCCCUAGGACUCGCAAAGCUGACAGAUACAGACCCAGAGAUAGAGACAGCGAUGAUGACACCAUCACCACACAUAGACGGCAGGGCCGUUGCGAAGAACAUUCCCGCUCACGAUGGCAUCUCUCAACAUACACCAAACGACACAUUGAACGGGAGUACAUCGACGACAGACUCCCCAAGUUCGGCGCUUACUCGAAGCACGAACCCCUAAAAAUCCUGCCGCAUUGGUUUGAGACCCUGGAACUGGCUCGCAAGUUGUUGAAGAUUGGCAUUGCCUUGGGCAAGCAGUCGUAUCCACACCAGUUCAAGAAUCAUGGAUAUGAACAAAUAAAGCCAGGAAAAUUGAGGAUUGUCUUUACGGGGGACGGAGAAUUGGCGAACGUGGUCUGCCAUGAUGACACGGUAGAACAUGGGUUCCGGUUGAUAAAAUGA
Lithohypha guttulata is the source of this 537-nucleotide messenger RNA. RefSeq lists its product as uncharacterized. Gene Ontology annotation, molecular function: RNA nuclease activity; RNA binding. Lineage: Eukaryota; Fungi; Ascomycota; Eurotiomycetes; Chaetothyriales; Trichomeriaceae. The record is from RefSeq and is a predicted model, not a curated record. The coding region runs from base 1 to 537 and encodes 178 amino acids. The transcript is spliced from 2 exons.